Molecule: messenger RNA, 5024 nt
Organism: Brassica rapa (field mustard)
Lineage: Eukaryota; Viridiplantae; Streptophyta; Magnoliopsida; Brassicales; Brassicaceae
Product: F-box/kelch-repeat protein At3g61590
Molecular function (GO): protein binding
Source: RefSeq, a predicted model, not a curated record
UUCUGUUUGAUCUUAAAGUCACUUUCUUCUUGUUUUAAUGUUUGAAUGGUUCAUUGAUCUGUUGUAAUCUUUGAUUGAUGAUGGGUUUUGGAAUUUAAUGAUGUAUAUGCUGUUACCAGAUGUUCGAUAGAUGUAAGCGUGGUUUAGCCUAAUUUCAUAUUUAAUGAACUAAACGCUUUACCUAAUAUCUAAUCUUUGUAUUAAUUGUCAUCAAAGUUGAAAUCUUGACGUUGAAAUAAUGACAUGAGCUUUUCUCUCUCUCUUUUGGUUUCUGUCUUAAACAUGUACUAUUGCUUUACUUGACUAUUUCAAAACAUUAUUUCUCUUCUGCAUUUUCGAUUUUGCUAUGCAUGUCUCAUAAAAGCAAAUCAAUUUGUGUUGUGUAAUGAAUCUAACUAGAUGAGGCUGUGUGUUGUGUAUUGAAUCUAUCUUUUGUUAUUUAUUUAAUGUUCUUCUGCUAAUGGAUUGUUAUGGCUUUUCAAUUUUUGUUGUGUAAAAAGGUUAUAAAUUUAUUGAUUAAUAUGUAUUGUUUUCAGUGGAUUUAAGGAUGGAAGCAGAAACGUCUUGGACCACUUAUCCGUACAGUUACAUCACCACAUAUGUCCCUGAAGCUGAAUCAUACUCUGACCAUAGCGACGAUGACGAGACCAAAGUCCAAACCUUUUCGAUGGAUUCUCUUCUCCCCAACGAUCUAUUAGAGAGAAUCCUCACCUUUCUCCCCAUCGCAAGCAUCUUCAGAGCAGGCACCGUCUGCAAAAGAUGGAACGAGAUUGUCUCUUCUCAAAGAUUCUUAUCGAACUUCUCCAACAAUAACUCUGCUCCUCAGAGUCCCUGGUACUUCAUGUUCACUAGCACAGACGACCCAUCCGGUUAUGCUUACGACCCGGUUAUCAAGAAAUGGUACGGUUUUGAUCUCCCUUGCAUCGAGAGUUCGAACUGGUUCGUUGCUUCCUCUUGUGGAUUGGUUUGUUUCAUGGAUAACGACUGUAGAAACAAGAUCUAUGUCUCGAAUCCGAUAACCAAGCAGUGGAGGAGGCUUACCGAACCGCCAGGUCACAGAUCAACAGACUACGCAGCGUUGUCUGCCUCUGUGAACAGAGCAAAACAGAGCUACUCUGUUUCUGUAGUGAAGUCGAAGCAAGUUCAGGGAGAUUUCUUCCAGUGGGAGCUCUCUGUUCAUCUCUACAGCUCUGAGACAAUGACUUGGACAACACGUUUAACCGAUGUCUUAGCCGGAUGGAGAGGAGGAGACGAGAGUGUGAUCUGCGGCAAUGUUCUUUACAUCUUGAUUUACUCAACAGGAGGGUCUGAUCAUCGCCACGGCUUGAUUGCUUUGAACCUAUCGACCAUAUCAUCCUCUAACGGAGUCUUGAUGAGGAGCUUUAUACCAAUGCCGUGUUCUUUAACCUGUGGGAGGUUGAUGAACCUCAAGGAGAAGCUUGUGGUCGUUGGAGGGAUAGGGAAACAAGAUAGACCAGAUAUUAUCAAAGGGAUUGGUGUUUGGUGUUUGAAUGGAGGAGGGAGAGAGUGGCAAGAAGUGGCGAGGAUGCCUCAGAGAUUCUUCCAAGGCUUUGGUGAGUUGGACGAUGUUUUUGCUAGUAGUGGCAGUGAUGAUAUGGUUUACGUUCAGAGCUAUGGAUCUCCUGCGCUUUUGACGUUUGACAUGAAGUUAAAGUGUUGGAAGUGGUCUCAGAAGUGUCCUGUUUCCAAGAAGUUCCCUCUUCAGCUCUUUACUGGGUUCUGCUUUGAACCAAGACUCGAGAUCGCUCCGUAGCUAAAGAAAGUGUUGCCCUUUUGGGUUUGUUUUUGCACAGAUAUUAUUCAAGAAUAUUGUUAUUUACAGUCUGGUACUUUAUUAAUCAUAGAAUUCUCAAAAGAGAUCCAUAUAGUUUUAAUUUAGUCAAUCGAAUCCUUACUUACAUGUGGCCCUAAUGGCUGGCUACCCCCACAAUAUCUCAUGAUUCUCAUUGUACUGAAAACUGGAGGUUGUCUUGUUGCUGUUCCUGUUGGAUAAAAUAAACCUUUUUAUAACUUAAUAAAAUUAAGGUGUAUUCAUUGUAGAUAGCUGUAAAUUGUUUUAAGAUUUUAUGUCUUUUUUUGUACUUGAGUUGAAACUGGACCUAGUUUGGUGAUGGGGUUUGUCAGGUUUGGCAGUGUUAGGUUUACAAGUGAUGGACAACAGCUAUUUGAAAUAGUCUUUGUUGUUGCAAUCUUAUAAUUUUCUAAUGCCAGUUAUUUCAGGUUUUAAUAGCUUUGAUAAUCUGCUUAAAUUUGAAUUAGCAUAUUAUUUACUCCGACCCAUCAAAUCAGUAGAGACCUAAAACAUCAAAUCGAAAGAAGAAGACUAAAACAAGUUGGCUUUGAUGUGAUGAUUUAAGACAAAACACAUAAAAAAUUUCACUAUAUGGUCAGAUCCGGUUUUAUGUAUUUAGAUGUCUAAAGAAUAAAUAUUUUUGUUCAUAAACCAUUUCUGUAUAUUAACAAAAAAAGUAUGCACUAAAACUUCUAUAUACAAUAUUUAUAAACUAGGUGAUAAUCUGCGCCUUGCGCGGAGCGAGAGAUUUUUAAAGUAUUAUAACUUUUAAUAUGUAGACAUAAUAAAAGUUAAAGUCAUAGUAAAAAAAAUAUAUGUAAGAAAGUACGAAUUAUAGCUAAGAAUUUUAUUAUGUCAAUAUAAAUUUAUAUGCGAUGGACUUUAAGGAGUUUAGAGAAGGAGGCAAUGGUAAGGAGAUGUAAACGAACAGUUCUACUAUUUAUAUCAACACGGAGCCUAGGUUUUUCCUCACCAUGUCAAAGUCUAUUACUGAAACCAAUAUUAAUGAUGGGAAAUUAAUACCGUAUAUAUCACUUGCCUGAUUUAUAAAUUGCGUGAUGCAUGGACGUGAAAUAGGUAAGGAAAAUCAGUGAUGGUCACGCAAAAAAUAUAUCAGAAAUAUUCCCCUAUCGAUUAAAGUAAGUCUUUCAAUUCUUUGAAUUUUGUUUCCUUGAAUACGUUAACAAUUCAAUUGUGUUUCCUUAACAUUUUGAAGCAUUAAGUGUUGGGAAUAAUUGGUUAUUUUCGAUGAAUUGUUAGCAAAAAUAUCAUAAAACGAUUUGAUAUGAACAUUCGUACAGGUUAUGAUAUGAACAUUAUGAUAAACGAUUUGUAUUAGUUUUAUGAUAAACAUGGUUUACUUGUUGCAAGAUUAGAUAUGAACACUCGUACAGGUUAUGAUAUGAACUUUCAUACAUGUUAAAAUUACCAAUUCAAACCGUAAAGAACUUAGUUGUACCACGUUUAAAGAAAGACUUAUUUUGUUGCCUUAUUUAAAUGAAACACUUCCAAAUUUUCGAACAUACCAUAAAAUCUCUCAUAGGAAGGAGUUAAUAUGCUGCCUUAACUAAAUCCCUGUUUUUUUUUUGAAAUCGGAAUGUAAUCAAGUGUAAAUGACUUACCAUAGACAUAAUCCGAAGGUUAUUUUUGAAACCGAAAAUCAUAUAGUAUAAUGUAAUGAUCAGUGACAUUUGUUUGUAAUUAUUCUAGUUGAUAAAUGAUUUUUUUUUUAAAUAAGUGAGAGUACAUGUGGUGAUGACACCUAGGAAAUAUCACUUAUGUAAUAAACACAUGAGGCCAAAGUUUAUUUCUAUCAAUGCUCCUCCUUUAAUAAGAAAGAGAUUUUGGUGUCUAAAACAAAUGUUUGGUGAGUUUUAGCUCAGUGUCAGCCAUGUUGAAGGUAACGUAACAAUCUUUAUAUAGCAUGAAGAUAUUACUGGAUCCACGAAUACACAAACUAAUCUGAAUAUAUGUGAAAGAGACAUAAUUUUACUAAAGUAAGCUAUAGUAGCAAAUCAUAUGUGAAACCGUAAUGAGAGUAAAGUAUUGAGCCAUCUGAAGAUCAUUCCAAUGAUAAAACAUCAGAUUGAUGUUCUUCUCAUACAACUCUGCUUUAAUGUGACAAUCUCUUUAUAUAUCUCAGUGCUAAUAUGACUUUUCAAUUGCUCUAAACAUUUUGGAGAUUAGUAACCACCAGUUGCUAUGGAUCUCAUCAAAACCAAACAUUCCAGCUCACCUACAACUAGUACACAAUCUUCACCAAACCUUUACCACCACAAGUUUCCAUUGACUUCAAAGUCAAACUUGGUUUGUUGGAGUUCUCCAUUCUAAAUUUGAGUAAAAUAUAAUGCUAAAAAUAACCUCACGCAGGCCAAGCAUCAUAUGUCCGUCCUCCAAGCCCACUCAGCUAAAACCGAACAUGCCUAAACCAACAACAGUAUUCUAACGAAUACCUGUAAAAAAACAAAAAGAACACGCUCCUCCAAAACCUGCUACUCUCUUAUCUUUAAAGAUGAUUUAUAUUAAAAGCUGUAUCUAAUGUGUGAGAGAGAGAUAAUACAUCAGAAUCUUUAUGUAGAUAUGAAUUACUUGAGCUCUAAAUUGUUCUAUGAACUCUAUAAAACCAUUUUUUUUAAAAGACUAUUUUGUAAUCCAUCCAUUGUAUGCAAGUGAAGUUGCCCAAUUUUGUUAGUUAGUUUUUGUUUACCUUAUAACUUAUUACUAGGUAAUAAUCCGCGCCUUGCGCGGAAUGUGAUUAUUUGUUUUGUUAUUUUUAAUAAAAACACAUUAAAUUUAUUUAAUCUGGAUAUCGGUUCGGUUUUAAGUUAUUUUUUAGUUUUUAAUCUCCUAAAAUAUAACCAUUAUUUUAAAUUAAUAUUUUAUUUUGGUUUGUUUUGUUAGAAUGUUUGAUUUUUUAGUUUUUUAGAAAAAACCAAAAAUUACUAUUAUUUGUUUAUUUUCAUGUUAUAAAUUUAAGAUAAUCGUCAUGUCGAACUAAUAGUUGUAUAUCAUAGUUUGUAAGCGGAUAAUAGUUCAAGAAAAAAAAAGAAAACUAUUAAGACAAAUCAUUUCACUACAAUUUGGUCGGUAGUGGAAGAAGCAUUAAGAAAAAAAUAUAUUUCAACUUCCAAAAAAAAAUAGAUACUUCAGUGGUGGUAAAUACUUAUAAGGUGCUCACAUCAAUGUGCAUAUGUAUGUGUAUGUAAAAGUA